Messenger RNA from Lytechinus variegatus (green sea urchin), 1794 nucleotides. RefSeq names its product actin-3-like. The transcript is spliced from 4 exons. Lineage: Eukaryota; Metazoa; Echinodermata; Echinoidea; Temnopleuroida; Toxopneustidae. Bases 178 to 1194 code for a protein of 338 amino acids. The record is from RefSeq and is a predicted model, not a curated record.
UUCAAGAUUUGAGGUUGAUCUUCGACGGUAAAGACUCAGAUUAGUGCAAAUACAGUUAUAUGGGAUAUUUCAUCGUGCAGCCAUUUCUUCAACGGAAUCUGACUGUGUACCUGGUAGAUGGCCCACGGCACUAAUCAAUUAAUAUCAUAACACCAAAAGCCUUGCUGAGUUAUUAAAAUGGCAGGGUCAGUUGAAAAUCCUGUCAUUUUAGACGUGGGAAACUUGUUCACUAAAGUUGGACUUUGCGAGUUGGAGAAAACUUCACCGGACCACAUAUUUCCAUCCCAAGAAUCUGAUAUAUUUCCUGACAAAUUGGUUGAACAUUCAUCAUUGAUAUCAGAUAGCACUGUCACCGACUGGGAUAGAUUUGAGGAUAUAAUUCAGCAUGCAAUAGGAAUUACCAGCAAGAAAAAAAGCUCUGAUCAUCCUCUAGUACUUGUCGAAAAACCAGGUCUUGACCGUCACUGUCGCCAGAAAAUGGUACAAUUAGCAUUUGAAGGGUUGGAAGUGCCUUACUUCUACCUUGGAAGUGAACCAACCAUGGCACUCUAUUCAGUUGGUCUGUCAUCAGGGAUUGUGCUGUCUUCAGGUCACGAGUUGUCACACGUUUCCACAAUACAUGAUGGGCACAGGCCUCCAUAUGGUCUUGUACCUCUAGGGUUCGGAGGUAAAGACGUGACUUUGUACACAGCAGACAUUGUAAAGGAUAUGUUAGGCAAGGCAUUGAAUACAGAUGAGGCUGAAGAUUUUAAGUGCCGCAGUGGGCACUUCUAUGCUGAAGAGAGACCAUACAAUCCAGGCUCUGAAAAACAGGAAGAGAUUGGGCAAAAGAUUGCAGAGUAUCUCUUGCACCCUAAAAGUGGCUGCUAUGGUUUUCAGGAGGCUAUUACUCGUAGUAUCCGUCUAACUGAUGAGGAAGAUGACUAUGAACCGGUUUAUUUCCGCAAUAUAAUGCUCUGCGGCGGAAACACUCUCUUCUCUGGAAUCAAGGAGAAGUUGGAACUGGAAAUAAAGACACCAGAUUAUCUCACAUGUGGGGUCCGUGUGAUUGCGCCAUCAUUCCGACAGCAUGCAGCAUGGGUAGGAGGCUCAGUUGCUGCCUCGCUUCCGACUUUCAAGACAUUCUGGAUAUCCAAAGAGGAUUAUAGUGAAUAUGGAGAAAACAUUUUAUGUAGAAAGUGCCUUCCAUAUUAAUAAAUUUUAACAUGAAGAAAGAAUGGCGCUACGUGGAUGGGCAAGCAUGGCCCCCUCAUGACUUCAAUAUCACAGCAAAGUGACAGAAAAAAGGUGCCAUUUAAGAGGACAGAUGAAUUGAAAAGAUAUGACUUGGGUGUUCAUUGUACAGUAAUCCUCUUUUGCAUCUGUUUAUAAAUUGCAGAUUGUAGGAGUCAUCUCACCGUUUUGUCUCGGGUACUUUUAUCAUCUCUUAUUGGGUAGAAUAAGAUUUCAAAUUGCAUUUCAGAGUAAUUUUUUAAACAUAAUUUGAAUAAUAGAAAGUGUCUUGAUUAUACAAAGUUGGUUUUAUUAUGUUGGGCUUAAAAUGCCUUGAUUUGGUUACUGUGCAAUACUCCAUUUAUGUAUUUGUUUGUGUACAUCUAUAUUGAAAAAGAAGAUAUGGAACUCACAUUUAUGUCAUCAUCUUGUCCAUUUUAUCUUGGGUACAGACAGUAUGUUCAUUAUCUAUUUUGAGGGUCCACCCGCCCCAAAUCAUGAUAUUUUUGUAUGAAAGUACAUGUUCUUGCCAAAUUCUGUCAAGCAUAUUCAGUUAAAUUUUCUGUUUUCUAUGUCAUGGAA